Molecule: messenger RNA, 591 nt
Organism: Cuscuta campestris
Lineage: Eukaryota; Viridiplantae; Streptophyta; Magnoliopsida; Solanales; Convolvulaceae
Source: the annotation of a GenBank genome assembly
GACGACAUACAAGGUUGCUAUCAGAAAUCAUAAUACUUGUUUUGUUUCUAUGCUAGUUAAGUAUGCACAUAUUGUUAUUUCUCUUCCUGGUAUGUAUGUCUUUUGCCUCUUCCACAGAUAUUUCUUGCUAAAGGAUACUGCUAUUGAGGGUAAAGAGCCCAGACUUUCGCAAGAGGAGCUAUGGGACAGGAUUUUAAGGGACGAUUACAUGAAAUAUACUGUUCAAGAGUGUUAUUAUACCCUCAAGUUAGUCCUCACAUCUGUGUUGGAUACUGAGGGGUUGAGAGAAUAUAUGACGAGAUUCAGAGAAGCAUAGCUAAUAGGAGCAUACUUGUUGAUAUUGAAUUGAAUAAGCUACCACUAAGGAUUCAGAAAGUUACUGCACUGUUGGCAAUACUGAUUUGUAUUUGAAGCAUAGCUAAUAGGAGCAUACUCUAUUUUUAUGUGCUUGCAGUGUGUUCACACCAUAUUACUCUGAGACUGUCCUGUACAGUAUGUCUGAACUCCUUAAAAGAAAUGAAGACGGGAUCUUUACUUUGUUUUACCUACAAAAGAUAUAUCCAGGUAUAUAACUUUCGUAUCUGAUGUGAC